AUGCUCCUAUUCAUUUUUUUCAGAUAUAGAGCAGGUGUCUAUGGAGCAGAUGUCUUUGAUCGCAUUUGGCAGCCUUACAACUUAGAGAAUUGGUCACAGAUUAGGACCAAUAACAGUGUAGAUGUCUACAAUGAAUACCGGCCGCCAGAGAGUGCUAUGAUCACGGCCUCUGUUCCAACAGACCCGGACGCUCCUAUGAACAUUUCGCUAACCAGAGUGGAACCGGGUUCACAAUUUUACGUUUGCCUGCACUUUUCUGAGAUCCAAGAUCUCAAAUCUAAUGAAACAAGAGAGUUUCAUAUCAUGUACAAUGGCAGGAUUAUCGUCAGAGCCUUUAGGCCGAGAAGAUUAUACACUUUCUCCGAAGUAAUUGAUCAGGAAGUCGGGCCUAAUGCCAACGGAGAGUACACUUUUUCGUUUCAAAGGACCUUGGAUUCCACGCUACCUCCUCUGCUGAACGCCAUGGAGGUAUACAUUAUGAAACCCUUAGGGAAACAAGCAACGGAUAAAACAGAGGUCGAUGCAAUUGAUCGAAUAAAGUCUAGGUGGGGUAGGGAGAAGAUUGAUUGGGAAGGUGACCCGUGUGUUCCACAUGAAUACAUGUGGAACGGUCUUAAAUGCAAGUAUAAACACAACAAACACCCUAGAAUCGUUUCUCUGAACUUGACGGCCAGCGGUUUAAUCGGGGAGAUACCAGACACGUUAUCAAAUCUAACUUCACUAGAAGUACUUGAUUUGUCUAACAACAAUCUGACUGGUUCGGUCCCAGAGUUUUUGGCUGAUAUGGAAUCAUUGAAAUUCAUAAAUCUAUCAUGCAAUGAGCUAAAUGGUCUAAUAAUCCCUAAACGUCUCCUUGAUAGAGCACAAAAAGGAUUGGUUACACUAAGCGUCGAUGAAUUUCCCGGGGUAUGUUCGUCUCCUUCACACUCCACUACAAGCAAAAAGAAGACAAAUAUUGUUGUUGCAUCAACACUCUUUUUAAUCUUACUUAUUGCAGCCGUCAUUGUAUUUAUCUGCAAGAGGAAAAGAAUAGCCGAUCGACAUCCCAGUUCAGAAAAUAAUAAUCUUCAGCAAUGGGAUCAAAGUAGCUUCUCAGACAUUGCACAAAACGUGUUCACAUACGAAGACUUGGCUCAAGCAACUGGUAACUUCUCCAGCACCAACCUCAUUGGACAAGGUGGGUUUGGCUAUGUUCACAGAGGAGUUACUUCCGAUGGAACCGAGGUUGCCAUUAAACAGCUUAAAGCUGGAAGCAGACAAGGCGAACAAGAGUUUCUAGCGGAGAUAGAGAUCAUUAGUAGAGUCCAUCAUAAACAUCUUGUUUCACUCCUUGGUUAUUGCAUAACCAGAUGUCAAAGACUCCUUGUUUACGAGUUUGUGCCUAAUAAGACUCUGGAGUUUCAUCUGCACGAGAAAGAAGCACCGGUAAUGGAGUGGGCAAAAAGGAUGAAGAUUGCCUUGGGUUCAGCUAAAGGACUGUCAUACUUGCAUGAUGACUGUAACCCGAAAACAAUACACCGAGAUGUAAAGGCUACAAAUAUUUUAAUUGAUAAUAGCUAUGAGCCAAAGUUAGCAGAUUUUGGACUCGCCAGGUCUUGUUCAGACACUGAAACUCAUGUUUCCACUCGGGUUAUGGGAACAUUCGGUUACUUGGCCCCUGAAUAUGCCUCUUCUGGGAAACUCACUGACAAAUCAGAUGUCUUUGUUAGUCUUUUGAAGGAAUGA
Arabidopsis lyrata subsp. lyrata is the source of this 1725-nucleotide messenger RNA. Its product is annotated as probable LRR receptor-like serine/threonine-protein kinase At5g59680. The record is from RefSeq and is a predicted model, not a curated record. Gene Ontology annotation, biological process: protein phosphorylation. Gene Ontology annotation, molecular function: protein binding; ATP binding; protein kinase activity. Bases 1 to 1725 code for a protein of 574 amino acids. The transcript has 11 exons. Lineage: Eukaryota; Viridiplantae; Streptophyta; Magnoliopsida; Brassicales; Brassicaceae.